AAUUACAAAAGAUUACGUACCAAAUGGUAUAGAAAAAUUUGGAUUUUAUCAGAUAGUGAUAUUUCGCAUUAUCAGCAUACCAAUAAUUUCAUCAGCAAUGUUUAUGCUUUCUUACGUAUUUACCGCAGGCGAAGUUAAAUACAGAUGUUUAGUGCCAGAAUGCGAACAUGCGGAAAACGCGACGUUCGACGAUGAUUCACCAUGGAUCAACGUUUCCGCCCCGAAGGUCAACGGAGACAUUUCCGGUUGUGUACGUUCUGUGGUGGAUAAUCAUUCGGACUCAUGUUCGAACGACGUCGUUCAUCACGUGAGUGAAUGCGAUUCUUGGUUUUUACAAUCAAACGAGCAUACGAUACUCGACGAGUGGGACUUUACCUGCGACUCUAAUCGAUGGAAACUCACAUUGGUGGGCACAAUGCAAAGCACCGGCUUGUUCGUCGGCUUGAUGUUCGCUGGAUACAUAUCUGACAGGUACGGGAGACGAACCUUUCUGACGGUGUCGACGUUUCUGGCCGGAGUCAGCGGCUUGAUACAUUCCUUCUCCGUGAAUUAUUGGAUGUUUCUCUCAUUCGAAUUCCUCGACGCCGUCACAAUAGCCGGAAUUUACAGCGCGGGAUAUAUUCUAGGGGUGGAGACCCUAGGAGUAAAGAAUAGAGUCUUUGGAGGCGUUCUUUUAUCCUGCAUGUUCAGCACGGGCGAGGUCCUGUUAGGAUUAGUCGCGAGGUCGGUGAGAUCCUGGCGGGUGCAUCUAAGGGUGGUGUACGCGCCGGGACUGUUGGCCGUUUUCUUGCCUCUGCUCAUUCCAGAAUCGGUCAGGUGGCUAAUGUCAAAGGGUAAACACGACGAAGUGGAGAAAAUAUAUCGAAAAAUGGCGCGGAUGAACAACCUGCAAGUAACGAAUGAGGCUAUCGAUAUAUUUAAGGAAUUAAAUGCUAAAACCGAAACGAAAAUCGAGCUAACGAAGGCGGACGAGAGGAAGCCGAUCGUGCAAGUCCUACGUAGUUCAGUGAUACUUAUUCGUUUGUCGACCUGUUCAUUCUGCUGGAUCACGAACACAUUCGUUUAUUACGGAUUGGCGUUGAAUUCCGUGGCGUUCGCCGGGGAUAAGUACAUCAAUUUCAUACUCGUCAGCAUAGUCGAGAUGCCAGGCUACCUUCUCACCUGGCUGCUGACAGAUCGCAUAGGACGUAAACCGAUGCUCUCCGGCGCGUUUCUGCUAAGCGGAAUGUUCUGCCUCGCGAUUCAGUUCGUACCAUCAGGUACCUCGAGUUACGGGCCCUUACUUUUGUACAUGGCCGGGAAAAUGUGCAUCACCGCGGCGUUCUCCACCACCUACGUCUACACCGCGGAGAUGUUCCCGACGACGUUGAGGCAUUCCCUGCUCGGCUUCUGCAGCAUGGCCGGUCGCAUCGGGUCUAUCUUAUCCCCGCAAACGCCUCUAUUGGCGCAAAUAAUGCCGUCGCUGCCGCUCAUCCUCUUCGGGUCUAUGAGCAUAAUCGCGGGCAUCCUGUCUCUGAUCUUUCCGGAAACUUUGGGGACGAAACUUCCGGACACCGUAUGGGAGGCGGAAAACAUCGGUAGAGUUAAGCCAAACCCGUGAAAUUCGGUUAAAAUAGAAAAUAAAUUACAAAAUAUUAAUGUUAAGUGUGAAAUAUUAUUAUGAGAGGCACCACCAUGCACAAUCAUCUUUGUCUACUUUCUUUAUACAUACAGGAUGUAUGUUCCGUUUUAACUUCGCCAUUGAAAUAUCUCAUAAGUCUAAAAGAUAACAAAAAAUGUUUCAAACAAAAGUUGUAGGGUUUCGAGAGGGACAUAAAAUGGUGCUAUUGAUUUGAUCUUGAAAAGUCUUUUGAAGGUCACCUGAAGGUCAACUUCAAUUUCUUCAAUGGAACCAUCUAUUUUUCAUUGCAUAUUCUUGUAGCUUAUGUCGAGUGCUUUUCAAAACUCUAUAACAAAGUUAUUUUUCAUUAAGUACUUUUUGAGUUAUAAAGAUUUGAAAAGUUAACAAUUUUUUGACAUGAAAGUUCUUUUAUUCCGAUUAAUAAAGAGGCUGUUUUGUUUGCCUAAUAGUGCUUUUAUUAUUUAACUGCGGAUCUGAAUACGUAGUUCAAAUAUACAUAUUAGAAAGACGAGAUGUGUUUCAAUCAGAAAGUAACUCUAAUAAAUUUCGGGUGUUUAGACCGACACAAAGACCCCCUAAGUCUACCGAGAAAAGGAGAAAAAGAGAAAGAGAAAUGGCAAUAACUUUUAAAACUUUACCAAGUGUUCCUUUCAGAUGCGCUGGAUAGCGAUAUGGGAUGAUCUUUAUAAGGCUACGUUAUGUCCAAAAAAAUGUAAAAUAUAUAAUUGAUUACAAGCAUCGAGAUUCAGCCUUAUCGAAAAUUAUCUCGUCUUACUACUUAUUUAUAUUUGCGUGCGAAAAAAAAAUUAUAUAAUAUAGAAUUAUAUAAUAUAAUAUAGGAUUAUAAUAUCUUCCCUAAAAUCUCCCAUAAAUAUGGUAAAAAAUGAGUAGAGAGAAAAAGAAAAAAAGAAAGAUAUGUUGCACAUUUGUGUAUAUUUUCUCUUCAGAUUUGUCUACGCAACGACAAUUUGCUCGCAUGUAAAUCGCCAAUUAUGCACCUGUCAACGCAAAAAAAAAAAGAAAAAGAAAAUAGUUGCGUUGUACCGAUGUGUAGUAUCCGUAUAUAGUACAAUUUUUGCGUGAUUAUAUUUAGUGUAUGACACGCGGGGCGAUUUAUUUAUUACUUUCAGUUCUCAACUUUAUCUUGUAAAAUAGUGUGAUGUAAUUCAUUAUAUGUAGUUUAAUUUUAAUUAUUAUGAAACGAACUAUGUUUGUAUAACGUAUAUAUAAGAUAUAACUGAAAAAAAGAAACAUAUCUGAAACACCAUUAGAUUUUCCGGUCAAUUUGGAGAUUGAUUUUGUUGCUUUUUUAAUAACACUUUAUUUAAAAGAUUAAACUUUGAUAUUUAUUUAUAUAACUUAAACUCUUGUUAAAUAUAUAGGCUUUUCUUGUGGGCCGUGUGAUCCACACAGGGAGUGUAAUAGAACAAAAAAUCUAGAUUGGAAUAUGAGCAUAUGAAUAUUAGCAAUCUAAAAACAAAAAAGAAUUAAACAAGCUAACAAACUAUUAAAUAACAAUGAUGUGUAACAAAAAUAAAUUCUUUUAACAUCAA
Messenger RNA from Nylanderia fulva, 3174 nucleotides. NCBI's taxonomy places the organism in Eukaryota, Metazoa, Arthropoda, Insecta, Hymenoptera, Formicidae. The record is from RefSeq and is a predicted model, not a curated record.